This is a messenger RNA of Mesocestoides corti, 4374 nucleotides long. NCBI's taxonomy places the organism in Eukaryota, Metazoa, Platyhelminthes, Cestoda, Cyclophyllidea, Mesocestoididae. The record is from the annotation of a GenBank genome assembly.
AUGGCCUAUCUUCGCGGUUGGCGGGUUUCUUGCCUCAGACAUUCUGAGGACGGCGUUAAACGUCCAUUCAGUGUUGUUUUAGAACAUCGGGAUAAGCAGGAGGCUCUCCAUUUUGAAUCUGGUGCAAUUACUGAGUUACUUCAUAAUGAUUACGCCCUAAUUAGAGACCGUUUUGCUAGAAUAGAGGAUGUUUUCGGCUGUUUAGGUGUAUACAAGUCCUCUACGUAUGACCCGGUCUUGAAAGCAUACCCAUCGUUUCUUGUAAUCGUUACAGAGUGCAAACUCAUUGGCAAACUUCCUCUGUACGAAGUUUAUCGAAUCAACAGUGUUCGUUUUCUUUGUUUGGAUAAGGACAACUAUGAGGAUGAAUCUUGUAAUGAGAUCAGGAAGCUGAUUUCUUCUGGUGCGUUCUACUUUGCAAAGCAACUUUCUACCGGGAUGCCGUACGACGUGACCAGAAACACUCAAAGCUAUUUUCAGCAUGCCGAGGGCCUUGAAAAUUUUCCAACUAAUGAAUUCAGUGAUCAGCGCUUUCUCUGGAAUCGGGGACUGUUAACGCCAUUUUACCAACAGGGCAUCACAACCGCCAACUGGAUCUACCCUGUUAUUUGUGGUGGCUUCGGUGUGUCCACUCUUUAUGCUGGUUUGAAACGCGCCCAGAUUUGUGUCGUUUCGCGUUUAUCCACACUGCGUCCGGGAACUCGAUUCAAUGUCCGUGGUGUCGACGACAAUGGAUAUGUAGCCAACUUUGUUGAAACUGAAGUGCUCAUCUACGUGGACAACCAAGUUCUGAGCCACGUGCAGAUCCGUGGGACGGUUCCGUUGUUCUGGGAGCAGCCGGGCCUCCAGGUGGGCUCGCACAAAAUCAAAAUCCUCCGCUUCCACGAGACCUCCUUGAAGGCCUUCAAUCGCCACUUUGCCGAAAUCCUCUCGCGCUACGGCGAGACUAUCAUUCGGGCACUUGUAACCUCUGAUGAUUUCUAUACCUGUUUUGCCGUUCUUCCUAUGGUUGUUGUAUUUUUUCCACUUUUUUGCUGUAUGAUUUUCAUUGUCGGCUCCUAUUAUUUGCCACAGUCCAAAAUAGGCUAUGUUGCCUUCGACUACCACGCGGUUGUGGGAUCAGAGGGUGUCGAAGGCGUCAAGUCUCUCCUCUCCCGUCUGGAGUAUCGUCUCUCCGUGUGGGGAUACUUUCACUUCGAUGGAACUCAAGUGAAACGCCGUCAGACGGGAGUGGUGAGGACAAAUUGCGUUGACUGUCUGGACCGGACCAACGCCCUGCAAACCAUGAUUUCAAUUAUGCUCCUUCGGGCGCAAUUCCUCAACGCACUGGAUCUCCUCUCCGGCACUAACCAGUACACGGACAGACAUGCACAGGAAAUUCUCCAGUCGCGCAAAGGUCGGGUUAGUGGACGCGAAUCACCACGAGUCACCACAACUGAUUCCCCCCCCCCACCAUCCCCGAAUGUGUGGUUCGCUCUCCAAGUCCUUUGUGUCCUUCUCACCUCGGGUUGUGUUCGAGGCGGAUAUUCUCGCUCUUGUUUCAAGUCCAAUCUCCAGCACUCAGGUUUGGUGAAUCACCAGGUCGGAACACCGAGUAAUGUGCCGUUCCUGGAUUCGAUUGUUCUUACUCAGCUUGUUGGUUUUCUUGCAAAAUGCCCCCUCACACUCGUUCAGUUGCUGCAUAUGUUCUACGCCAUUGUUGAAGCACUCCUGUGCGUUUCUUCCAGUGGUUGGAUCAUCACAAGGCUAGACUCGCCAACAUGGCGGACUACCGUAGCAACGGUUAUUUUCACCUACCGACUGCUCUUUCAGCAAAUAACUCUCAGCCUCGUAGCUCUCUGGAUUGAGAACGGGGAUAACGUGAGUAGGAUUUACACGGGCACAGGGGCGCUGGGCGGUGACCGUUCGAGGUUCAAGAACGUCCAACGCAGCGCCACACGCACCAUCAAAAACAACUUCUUCGACGGCGCCAAGCAGGAGGCCAUGGUGGCUCUGGUCAACACCUGCAGUCUGGUUGGCUGGCAGCGUCUUGUCGCUGGACAAUUUCUUCCUCGACGUCUUCACUUCCUGCCACAGUCAGUGUUGCAGAGCAUCCUCGACAGAAACGCCGACUUCACGCGACGAGAGCGACUGAAAAUCUUCGUCGGAACGUGGAACGUCAACGGUGGCCGGAACACGCGCUCCCUGGCCCACAUGGACAACGACCUCUCGGAUUGGCUGUUUCAAGGCCAACACAGCUGGGGCUUCCGCAACCCCAACGCGCCUCCAGAGGCCUUCGCCCGGCCCACCGACAUCUUCGUUGUGGGCUUCGAGGAGAUCAUCGACCUGAACGCAAGCAACGUUGUGGCCGGGAGGCAGCGCUCGGACAAUCAGGAGCACUGGGGCGAGACGCUGCAGGGCAUGCUCGACGUGGCCUCGGUCACCGGCGAGCCCUACGUCCUGCUUUGCACCACGCAAAUGGUCGGUGUGUGCAUCUUCUUGUUCGUCCGCCUCGGACUCUGCGAGCACGUACGCAGUCUGUUCUCGGCGUCAAUCAAGACUGGCAUGCACGGCAAAGCCGGAAACAAGGGUGCUGUCGCUGUCCGAUUUCAGAUUGGUGCAACUACGCUGUGCUUCUGUUGUGCUCAUCUAACCGCCGGCCAAUCAGCAGUUCGUGAGCGCAACGCCGAGGUCAGCGAUAUCAACCAGCGUCUCCUUCUGCCACCGGACAAGCGCAGCGUCCCCUCACACGACUACGUGUUUUGGUUCGGCGACCUCAACUACCGCAUUGAUUUGCCCAACGCGGAGGUGAAAAAUCUCAUCUCCAAGAGCUCGUGGUGUGACCUCUUGAGGUCGGAUCAGCUUUCUGUCCAUCGGGAGGCGAAGGCCGUCUUCGAGGGCUUCUUAGAAGGGCCUGUCCGUUUCGCGCCGACGUACAAGUACGACCUCUUCUGCGACGACUACGACACCUCCGAGAAGGCGCGUUGUCCGGCCUGGACCGACCGAAUUCUCUGGCGUCGAGCCAACCUCACCUUUAAAAAGUCCUCCAAUUCCGCGCGCAGCAAUGAAGAUUCUGAGAAGAUAGCUUUGAGCAACCUCCUCGUCUACCACAGGACCGAAAUCAAAACCAGCGAUCACCGACCUGUCUCCGCUGUCUUCGAUGUUGACAUUCAAAUCGUGGAGCCCGAGAAGCGUCGCCAGGUCGUGGAGGGGGAGCUGCUGGCAGCUGGACCCGGCGACGCGACCGUGCGUGUGCGGUGGACCAGCGAGAACGCGAAUGCUCCGGUCAGUGCCGACGACAUCUACCAGUCCAUCGUGGAGUUGGCCAGUUCCGCGGGCACCAUUGUGCUCACGCGCUUCCACGGCGUGGAUCAACUCAUGCUGACCUUCUCGACGCCCUAUGAAGCCGUGGAAGCAGUGAGGUGUUUGAACGGCAACAAGGUGUCCAUCGAGACAGCGAGGCAGCAGGUGGUCCUCUCCGUGUGCUUCAAUUCCGCGCCCAGUCUGCCGGUGGCCAGAGGUGGCCUGGGCUGCGACGGUCUACAAAGCUUCUCCACCGCCCUGAACAGGUUCUCUACCGACGAGAAGACACGUGAUUGGCUUACUCAGAUGAACUCGUUGGUUGCUGGGGCUGAGGACGAGUACCUGCGCACUCACGGACCGCCUCCGGAUUCUGAAGUCUUCAAGCCAACUGUAAGCUUGGCGCACCUUCGACUCAAGGAGAAUGUGGUGGCGGACGAACAGCGUCGACGCCAGAGGGUCACUAUUCUGGCCAAUGAGGAUCAGGCCCUUAUCGAUCUUUGGGACGGGGAGGAGAAACCCAACGCGACCGCACAACCGGCACCACAUGCCUGUGUACCACCUCGACCACCACCGCCCUCGUCAGGGUCUCAGCUCCCGGACGCAUCGAUUUUGAGCCAGCUGCUGCACCCGGGGGCCGCACUUCACUCUGCGCAGAGUUGUAACGACCUAUUCAGUGAUUUCUGUGAUACCGAGACGAAAUCUCAAAAUCGGGUGCCCAAACAACCCACCCCCACACUCCCCGGUGCACUCGGCUCUCCGAUUUUGAGGCAUGCCUCGGCGCGUGACUCACCUCAGCACCCGCAGGUGACGAUUCCAACCCCACCUCCGCCCAAACGCCUUCCCCCGCGGCCCCCACCACAACCCCCCGCUAACUCUUCGGCCGCCUUCCAGCCGCUCAUCGAUCUUACCACUGAUCUUCCCGUUGUCUCCCAUAAAAUGGAAGCCCGUGGAGGCGUGCCAGACCACCCAAAGGUGAUGCCACCACCAACCAUAACCCCGAGACCCCCACUAACCCCCGAACGCGUGGCACCUCCCAUUCCAGUGCGUCCGAAACACCUCGAUAACACCGCACCCCGCCCGGAAGCGAAAUGA